AUGGAUAUCGACGAGCUUGAGGUCGCAGAGAGGCCGUCGGCCAAGGCCCACGACAAUGGCGCAGUCACAGUCAAGCGCGCCAGAACCGGACUAAUCUCCAAACAAGAGCUUGAGAAGCGCAGGAAGCAUGCUCAGGCUCAGCGAGACUAUGGGCGGGGGAAACAAAUUCCGGUCAAGGGGAUCAAAGACAAGAAGCUUCGAAGAAGUUUGAAGGCGGUCGAGUCCAAGUACAAAGACGCGGCAAUCAAGGCCAAAGAUGCAGAGAUCUUGCUUGAACACACCAGUGGGUUCUUAGAGCCGGAGACAGAGCUCGAGCGAACGUACCGAGUCCGCCAAGACGAGAUCCAAGCGAGUGUGUCGACUGAGAAUCGCAACAAAAAGUUCGACUUGAAACUAGAUCAACUCGGGCCGUAUAUCUUCGAAUUCUCACGGACAGGUCGAGAAAUCCUGCUAGGAGGUCGCAAGGGCCAUGUGGCGACAAUGGACUGGCGGCAAGGCACCCUAGGCUGCGAGCUGCAAUUGGGAGAGAAAAUAAAUGAUGUACAAUGGCUUCACAAUAGCCAGUACUUUGCAGUAGCCCAAAAGAAGUACGUCUACAUAUACGACAGGCAAGGUGUGGAAUUGCAUUGUCUCAGGAAACACCGCGACGUAACAUCGAUGACUUUCCUCCCACACCACUUUCUGCUGGCUACACUGGGGCAAAGUGGUCAUCUCAAGUACCAGGACGUGUCGACCGGUCAAUUAGUGACAGAGCUACACACCAAGCUGGGGCCGCCAGUAUCGCUCGCGCAAAACCCCUAUAACGCUGUGUGUCAUGUAGGCCAUGGGAACGGCACAGUCACACUAUGGUCGCCUAACUCAACAGAACCACUGGUAAAACUGCUCGCGCAUAAUGGGCCUGUACGGUCAAUCGCCGUGGACCGAGAAGGCCGAUACAUGGUUUCAACAGGACAGGAUCGGAAAAUGGCAGUUUGGGACAUCAGGAUGUUCAAGCAAGUGAACAGUUACUUCAACCGUGCGCCUGCUUCUUCUGUCGCCAUUUCCGAUACAGGCUUGACUUCAGUAGGAUGGAACACGAGCGUCACCAUCUGGAAGGAUCUUUUCCAAAAAAACAAAGCAGACCAAGAGAAGGUGCAAAGUCCGUACAUGACUUGGGGCGGUGAAGGGAAUGCGGUCGAAAGAGUCAGAUGGUGUCCAUUUGAGGAUUCUCUCGGAAUCUCUCAUGAUUCCGGUUACAGUUCCAUUAUUGUUCCGGGAGCUGCCGAGGCCAACUACGACGCGCUCGAGGUCAAUCCUCUCGAAACCGCCAAACAACGACAAGAAACCGAGGUCAGGAGCUUACUCAACAAGCUACAGCCAGAGAUGAUUGCUUUGGAUCCCAACUUCAUCGGUAACUUAGAUCUGCGUUCCGAGCAGCAGCGCAAGGCAGAGAAGGACUUGGAUGCUAAGCCCGUCGACAUUGAAACCGAAAUCAGGAAUCGGGCUCGGGGCAAGAAUUCGGCUCUUCGCAAGUACCUGAGGAAACAACGAUCAAAGAAUGUAAUUGACGAGAAGAGGCUUAAGGUAGAAGAACUGUGGAAGGAGCAGCAACAACAGAGCCAAGAGAAACACCAGGAAAAGACAGCUGAGCUUGGUCCAGCUCUGGGAAGAUUUGCUAGACGUGAGUAG
Molecule: messenger RNA, 1668 nt
Organism: Pseudomassariella vexata
Lineage: Eukaryota; Fungi; Ascomycota; Sordariomycetes; Amphisphaeriales; Pseudomassariaceae
Product: BING4CT domain-containing protein
Exons: 2
Coding region: 1-1668 (555 amino acids)
Biological process (GO): maturation of SSU-rRNA from tricistronic rRNA transcript (SSU-rRNA, 5.8S rRNA, LSU-rRNA)
Cellular component (GO): small-subunit processome; 90S preribosome; nucleolus
Molecular function (GO): protein binding
Source: RefSeq, a predicted model, not a curated record